AUGGAUUGGCAGGACAUUAUUAUAGAAAGACCUAAAUAUCUCUUCAAGACAGGAAAGAAGGCAAGUUUUACAAGAUCGAGAAAGAAUUCAUUAGCUGAUGAUUCUCUUACACCUGUAGCCUCUCAUAAGCCAAGGAAUAUUGGAUCAGAUUACAACUAAAAGAAAAGAGGCAUGCUGCCUGAUAUAAAUUAAUAAGAUGGGAAAUCCAAGAAAUUUCUUGAUAAUUAUGAUGGAAUGACCUAAUCUUUCGAUGGUUCAAAUGAAAAGACAAAGCACUCUAAAAUGAAGCUGAGUGAUCUGCAAUCAAAUUAAAAUCAUAGGUUCAUUGCUGAUCGAAAUGCUAGAAAGAAGUAAUUUAGCACAGUUCUCAAUUCCCCUUCACAAUCUAAUGUAAGAUCUAGCAAUAAUAAUAAAGAAGAUGAUGUUCUUUUAAAAGAAGGGGAAAGAGACUAACCUAAUUUGAAUUUCAGUAAAAAUCAUAACAAAAAUUCAAGCCUUAAUCAGCAUAAUGGAUUUAGAAGUUCUUUUCAUUCAGGCUUUAACUCUUCAAUUGCAUCAUAAUCCCAGACACUACUAAAGAGUCUGGACAAAGAGUAUGAUCAAAGCUUGAUAGGUCCAGGAAGUUAUGAAGGUGCCCAUUGGUCUACUUUUGAGAUGAUUGCUUAGAAAAAAGAUAGCAAGAUUCACAAGAAUAAGCCAUGCUUUACAUUUGGCACUGCAAAGAAAGCAAACGAAAAAUAAUUUUUAAGUCGAGAGUAAUGGCGAUAAGAAAAUCUACUGGCUUAAAGUCCUCCAGUUGGAUUAUACGAUCCUGAUAUUUCGAAAGUUAAGAGAAAUGCAGUUCCUGAUAUAUCUAUAAGUGAAAAUACUAAGCGAUUUGAUGAGUACAGUUUCAAAAAGAAGGUUGAGAAUUCAUCACCUCUUUAGUCAACUAUUGGAAAUGGCAAAAGACUGGGAUUCCCAAAUUAAAGACAUCAACAUGAUAUUGUGCCCUCUCCCGAUAAAUACAAUCAUAAAACCGUAUUUGAAUUAAACUAAAACGUAGGCUAUUUGAUUGACAAACCUAGAGAAAAAUUCCUCGAGAAAGUAGAAAGUUCAAAAAAACUGGGAGAGAUUAGUACAAUAUCAUAAAGACAAAUGGAAGAAUCAACAAGAGGACCAGGCUUAUAUCCUGUACACAAGAUUGAAAAAGGGCUCUUAUCUCAAAGUCAAUCACUAAGGGUCUUUUCUUUUGAUAAAGCUGAGAGGGAUUUUAAAUACUAAAAACUUGAAGAUAAGAUGUUUAGCGUGGGACCAGGUUAAUAUUUUGAAUAAUAAACUACUUAAUAAAAUUGGAGUAAGAAUGGUUUCCCACCUAGCAAAGGAGACUUCCCAUAGCAACCUAAAGAGUUUGAUAUAAGGAAGUUUGAACAAAGAAUGCAGAUUGAAAGACUAAGAAAUCAAAGGUCUUAUAUUUGA
Stylonychia lemnae is the source of this 1458-nucleotide messenger RNA. The record is from the annotation of a GenBank genome assembly. NCBI's taxonomy places the organism in Eukaryota, Ciliophora, Spirotrichea, Sporadotrichida, Oxytrichidae.